Molecule: messenger RNA, 1014 nt
Organism: Vairimorpha ceranae
Lineage: Eukaryota; Fungi; Microsporidia; Nosematidae
Product: proline hydroxylase
Exons: 1
Coding region: 1-1014 (337 amino acids)
Molecular function (GO): L-ascorbic acid binding; oxidoreductase activity, acting on paired donors, with incorporation or reduction of molecular oxygen; iron ion binding
Source: RefSeq, a predicted model, not a curated record
AUGAAAUCAACCACACCGUUUUUUCAUCUAAAAAUUGAUAAUUUUUUAUCAUCCUCCGAUCUUCAACGUAUACAAGAUUUUUAUAAUAAACAAAAAUUUUAUCUUAAACACACCGACCUAUUUAAAUUUUUACAAACUGAUGAAUUCGCUCAAGAAUCUGAUAUUGAUUUUUUUAAAUGUAAAUUAUAUGAAGUGUUUAAAGACUUUACUGACAUUACACAUACUUUUUUUACAAUGUUCGCAUCUUAUUAUAGAAAAGGAGAUUAUCUUUCUUGUCACGAUGAUUUGGUAGAAGAAAGGAUGUACGCAUUUACAUUCUAUCUUGAUGAUCUAAACUCUGGAGACCUAAUUUUAUUUAACAAUGAAUGCAAUAAAGAAUAUAAACGAAUAUCUAUUAAAAAGAAUAGACUUGUUAUUUUUCAAGUUUCUGCUUUGUCUUUUCAUGAGGUUGAUAUUUGCAAACACGACAGGCGUAAAGCGAUAACUGGUUGGUUAAAUAAAAAUGGGUACGUACAGCUUCUAAAAAAUAUUGAAUACAAUUACAGUUUGCCUGUUGUUGAAUUAAUUCCUUUUGAUUUAGAUGAUUUUAAUGAUAAUGUACUUGUCUACGAGGGUGUAGAAUAUGAUUUUAGAGAAUUGUCCUCACAAAUCGAAGGACCAUUUUUAAUGAGGCGUGUUACUUCGCUUAAUCUAAAUACAUAUCUUGCACUAGAUAUUCCUGGACACACACUAUGUUAUAUUAAUUGUUAUAGUAUAAAUUACGAUUCUUACAUCCUUCUAAAUGAUUAUACAAAUCAAUUAGAAGGAGAUCUAGUUGAUGUUUUUAUUAUUGAAAGUAAAGAUAACAAUGACAGUAAUAUUAAAUUAGUUAAUGAGGAAGGUUCCCUAGUAAGUACACUUAAACUACAGGAAAAAGUUAUGUAUGUAGUGAACAGAAAAAAAAUGAAGUAUUUCAUCGAAAGAGGGUUUCCUAUAGAAUAUAAACUAGUACAUAUGAUUUAUAAAUUUAAUUAA